Messenger RNA from Phlebotomus papatasi, 2236 nucleotides. It is a transcript of the gene Tgt, whose product is annotated as queuine tRNA-ribosyltransferase catalytic subunit. Gene Ontology annotation, molecular function: tRNA-guanosine(34) queuine transglycosylase activity. Bases 119 to 1309 code for a protein of 396 amino acids. The record is from RefSeq and is a predicted model, not a curated record. The transcript is spliced from 5 exons. Lineage: Eukaryota; Metazoa; Arthropoda; Insecta; Diptera; Psychodidae. Gene Ontology annotation, cellular component: cytosol.
GUAGUUUUUGAAUUUGUUUAGAUUGCUUUUGUUUAUACUUCAGGUGGGUGCAAAAACACAACACGUGUGUUUAUUUACCAACAUCGAAAACCAAAUUUUCCCUCCAAAAAGUCCAAAAAUGACUUCAAAAAGCCAAUCACCAUUGAAAUUUAAGCUCCUGGCCAAGUGUAGUGUUACCAAGGCUCGUGUGGGAGUCGUAACGCUGCCGCAUAGUGAUGUUUCCACUCCUGUCUUCAUGCCAGUUGGCACAAAAGGAUCAAUGAAGGGUAUCCUCCAGCAGCAGCUUUAUGCUCUUAAUUGCGAAAUUAUGCUCAGCAAUACUUAUCAUUUGGGCUUGAAGCCGGGAAUUGAGACUCUGAAGAAAGCAGGAGGUCUGCAUAAGUUUAUGAAUUGGUCAAAGAGUCUGCUGACAGAUUCAGGAGGUUUCCAGAUGGUUUCUCUGCUGAAAUUGGCAGAGAUUACAGAGAAUGGAGUCAAGUUCCAGACACCAUAUUCCGAAGACAAGGCAGAGUUGACACUCACUCCUGAACAUUCCAUUGAGAUCCAGAACGUCAUCGGAGCGGAUAUCGCCAUGCAGUUGGAUGAUGUGGUCAAGACAACUACCCGGGGCCCCCGUGUAGAGGAAGCCAUGAGACGGACAGUUCGCUGGUUGGAUCGCUGUCUCACUGCACAUUCUCGGGACACGGAACAAAGUAUUUUUCCGAUUGUUCAGGGAGGCCUAGAGCCGGAUCUCCGGAAAGUCUGUACGGAUCUCCUCACACAGCGUCCUUGUCGAGGAUUUGCUGUCGGAGGAUUGUCUGGAGGCGAGAGUAAGGAUGAGUUUUGGCCCAUUGUUCGCCUCUGUGCUGAGCUGCUCCCCGAUGACAAGCCGAGAUAUCUCAUGGGAGUGGGAUUUGCAGCAGAUCUUGUGGUUUGCAUUGCCCUGGGUAUUGACAUGUUCGAUUGCGUCUUUCCAACGAGAACUGCCCGAUUUGGCUGUGCUCUCGUGAGGAGUGGACAGUUGAAUCUCAAACAGAAAGUCUUCGCCAAGGAUCACAGACCCAUCGAUGAGAAAUGCUCCUGUUCCACCUGUCGCUCCUACACUCGUUCCUAUCUGCAUCACAUUGUGACCCUGGAACCAGUUGCCUGCAGUAUCCUUUCAGUUCACAAUGUUGCUUUCCAAUUGAGGCUCAUGAGCGAUAUCCGGGAGGCUAUUUUGCAGGAUAGAUUUCCGGAUUUCAUCAAAAAUUUCAUGGCUGAACACUUUUCUGGUCGAGAAGUUCCUACAUGGAUUGUAGAUGCCCUCAAAUCGGUGAACGUGGAACUUUAAUUUUUGUUUAACCAGUGGACAACAAGUAAAAAAAAGAGUACUUACGACAAAUCCCCAAAUUUUCCGUGGAAGCCUCCAUGGAAUUCCACAGACAAUUCCACAUCACAUCGUUGUCAAUGAAAAGGUAUGUAAUCAAUUGUUUCUAAAAGUAUUUUUUUUUCAACACUGCUCUAGAGAAGAUAGAAUUUGUUCAACAUUUAAGAAUUUUUUUGUGUUUUUUUUCUUAAAUUCCUAAUAGAAAAAAUAACUUCACUGAGACUUUUCUCUCUCAUUUACUAUCAGAGAGAAAUAAAAUUUACAGAUAGAGGUUAUGUUUCUACAUUUUUGUUUUGUUUGUUCUUUUUUUUCUACAUUACACUUGGAAUAUUUAUAAAAUUAAAUAACAAUUGUAUUUAUGUGUUGUGUACUUAAAACUCUUCUAAGAAACUAGACUUGUGGACGGAUAUAUCCAUUUUUUGCACUAUAUUUUUCAACACAAUCCUUACGCCUCUUGAGCCACAUAGCAAAUGACUCUACUUGACUUUUUAGUGUCUCAGGGCGGGGCUCAGAGGAGAAAUUGGCAUGGGUCACCGCCCUGAGGGCAAGAUUCUGAAUUUCGAAGGGACAUUUUGGCGUCCAGAUGAGUAAUUGACGCAAUUUCAAAUUUUGAGGUUAUGUAACCAAACAAACUGAAAUUCCUGUAUAAAUGUGACAGUUGACUUUUGAUCCAAUAGUUGGACAGUUGGAUUUUGAAAAUUUAGAAAAAUUAUAUGGCUAUAUGGACCCGAGUGAGUCCGACAGCCUUAUGCUCUAGACACACUUACGACUUAAUCCGAGAGAUGACUUAGUGGAAAACGAUGGAAAUGAAGUUUAACCAAUAUUUCAAAUAUAAUUAUGCUAAACCGCCUCUAGGCUAAUCCUCAGGUCUGUCAAGGCCCUUACAUAAAA